Amoebophrya sp. A25 is the source of this 1936-nucleotide messenger RNA. The record is from the annotation of a GenBank genome assembly. Lineage: Eukaryota; Dinophyceae; Syndiniales; Amoebophryaceae.
CCUAGAUGCAAGGUUUUGCGGAGAUCGAGACUACUUCCAGUUCUUCAAGGAGAAGCAUCCUCGUGUGGUGCGGAACAUGCUCACUGCUUUAGUGAGGAUGUCGGCUACCCUAGUCAAGCCAGGUAACACGUCAACGAAAAAAGAACUGCAAGACCAAGCCUUGUGUGGUAGCGUUGUAGGGCUUGUAGGCGCUAUUGAUUUACGUGCUGAAGAAGACGGCGCAGCUCAGAAGGAUGGGGCGUCAGAGAGUAAGACAACUCCACGCGGAGGAGGACACACCAGCGCAACUUCGUCUGGUGGAAAUGCCCAGUACGUGUCGGGUGGUAGCGCUGGAGCUACAGGCAUCAGCAUUGGAGCCAGCGACACAGGCAAAAUGGACGCCGAAGAGCGAAAGCAGCUGAUCCUCACAGUAAGGCUACCGCUGGAGCAUCCUCAACAUCAACCUGGGCCCCUCUUUCAAGGGGAAAAGAAGUGCCCAAGGGAAAAGAAGUUCACAGAAGAAGAGGAUGCGAGCGCGGUUGUAGCUCUAAUUAUCCAUGGCUUUUACGCGUACGAAAUUUUUCCAGGAGAUGGCACUCCCAUAAUUCCUGGUUUGGUGGACUCGAACAUAUUAUCUAGAGGAACCGAUCCACAGUCAUGCAACAACUCUGGAGGCACGAGCAGCAAACGCAGCAAUGGUAAAGCAGGAUCGAGACAUUAAGCAGGCUCGUUACCUAAAACCUGUAAAGAUUCACCUUGAAGGAGGGCAUCUUUCACUUUGACGUGAUUCUACUUUGUUUUAGAGGGGACAAUAGUAAUAGUCUUCAAGUUCAAAGAUGGCCUUCUUCAAGAUGAAUCAAUAGAGAUAAAAAAAUGUCUAAAGUCAGGAAGAAAAGAAAAAACAAGCACAAAGGCAGCAUCAACUAGCUGGAGGUGAAAUGUCCAGGAUGGACCAGAUGCAUGCGCCGACUGUGUACCCCUACAGCGUCGGCAGUAACCCGCUUUGGAAUGCAUGCUUGAUGGAAAAUUCCCGUAGCAGCAAUGAUGUAGGUCAGAAGCCGCUUGAAGAUAUAGCAGCACACCACAAGAGGAUUCGCGCUUUGCAUAGUGAACGGCAGAUCUGUGUGGACAUCAUCCGGGAUCACAUGGCGCCAAACUUGUCGAAAGACAAAGUGUAUUUAAGGCCUUCCCUAAUCCAUUUUCUCACAAGAACAAGAUCCACCUUCCUUAACCUCUCAUGCCUAGUAAUCCAUGAACGAUGGUAACAGGGACAACAGCAUGCAUCUUCUCCCAGCAUGAUCUUAUAUUAUAGAGACAUUUUCUUUCAAGGUGGCGGGGGAACGUAGACGCACGCUUUCAGGAUGGACUCCGAGGAAAUGGAUUAGGGUGAGCACUAAUGCAUCACUUCGCCACACAGCAGAUGUUGCGUGUUUUGAGGGACGUACUGCCACAAGUGAAAAUCAAAGCAGGAAUUAUUAUGGCUUACUUUUACUCAUCUUAUUCUUAAGACUAAGAGGCAUCUUUGACGCGCUUUCAACGGGAAAAAGAGGUCAGAGAUGCGCUUCCAGCUGAAUAAAGGGAAGGUCUAAAGUUAGCAAAAACCGAGCAGCGAAAGCCAUGAACAAAAGAGUCAUGGACUGUUUUUCAGGGGACCAGCAGAAGCAGCUGAUUCCUUUCUUGACAUCAAGCUACAAAUUGACACACAAGGGGACGGACAUGGAGCCUAAUUUUCUGCCUUCAGGUAGUGGACAACGUGAACGUCUGUUGCUGGAAGGUGCGGAGCAGCAUGAGAACCCAACAGGAACGGGAAGUAGUCCUGCCCAGGGGAGUUCGGCGGAUUCACAACCACACUGCCCGAACACAAAAUCCGGUGUCCGGCUACUACACCAGAACCAGAGGAGCUCGAAACGCAGUCCUCAAGACAACGUGGCCGAUCGCGGAGACUUGCUUGACCUUC